CAAUUCACCAAUGAACUGAGCUAGCUUUCUGAAACGUGACCAGCAAGGCCGCGAUCACAUAGUAAAAAGAAAAGUUUAACUCAAAGCAAAGCCUAUAUAUAAACAGUUCUAAAAUUAUAUUCCACACAAACCUACCAUAUAUCAUUAUCAGAUUAUCUCAGAAUCUCAAAAUCAAUCAUGGGAGAUUUAAUUCGUCAAAAUCCAGACGGUACCUACACCCGACUGGUAUCAAUGCCGACCACCCCAGCCUCAGCAGAUCCAUCAUCACUUUCUGAGGUUUUAACCAAAGAUGUCACGUUUAACCCAACCAACAACACUUGGGUCCGAAUAUACUUGCCCAAAAAAGCACUAGUUAAUAACUCCUCCACUACAACCAAUAAGCUUCCUCUUAUUGUGUACUACCAUGGCGGUGGCUUCUACUUCACUACCGUUGCGACAACACUUAACCACAAUUUUUGCGACACAAUGUCGACACAACUUGACGCCGUGGUGGUCUCCGUUGAGUACCGCAUGGCCCCGGAGAAUCGGCUCCCAGCUGCAUACGAUGACGCCAUGGAGGCGUUGGAUUGGAUUAAAUCCACGGACGAAAUUUGGUUACGUGAAUAUGCCGACAUCUCUAACUGUUUUCUUAUAGGGACCAGUGCAGGGGGCAACAUACUCCACCAUGUUGGAGUGCGUGCGUCAGCAGCUGUCGAAGAACUUGCACCGUUGGAGAUCCGAGGGCUCAUAUUUCAUCAUCCGUUUUUUGGUGGGGUCACGAGGACUGAAUCCGAGAUAAGAGGUGUCAACGAUCCUGUUAUUCCUCAAGUCUCCACUGAUCUGUGUUGGGAACUUGGAUUACCAAUCGGCGCCGACCGCGAUCACAAGUACUCCAAUCCAAUGGCGGAUGAUCAGUGGUCUGUCAAUUGUGCUCGAAUUAAAAAUUUGGGGUGGCGUUUGCUGGUUGCAGGGGGUGAUCGUGAUCCUGUGUUUGAUCGCCAAAUGAUGUUUGUGGAGAUGCUCAAGAAAGAUGGGGUUAAUGUUAUUUCACAUUUUAUUCAAGGAAAUCCUCAUGGGGUCGAGAUUACGGAACCGAGUACAGCUCCAGCGCUAUUUGUUUCAAUUAAAAAGUUCAUAAAUAAUGACAUGUGAGUUGUGACCACUUGUUGAGUAAAAUUAAAUUUCGAAAAGAAAUCAAAUAAAUUAAAUAAAAGGAAAUUAUGUUGUCCUA
Messenger RNA from Cannabis sativa, 1210 nucleotides. Its product is annotated as probable carboxylesterase 120. The record is from RefSeq and is a predicted model, not a curated record. Gene Ontology annotation, molecular function: hydrolase activity. The coding region runs from base 178 to 1131 and encodes 317 amino acids. The transcript has a single exon. NCBI's taxonomy places the organism in Eukaryota, Viridiplantae, Streptophyta, Magnoliopsida, Rosales, Cannabaceae.